AUGGCAAGAGGGCUUGGAGGUUCAGAGGGAGGCAGGAGGGGAUCUGCAGCACCAGCCCCCCCCGCCCCCCCCUUUCUCCUCCACCCCUGCUGCGGGUGCAGCAGUGGGGGGAAGGGGAUCUGCAGCAGCAGUGGGGGGAGGGGAUUUGCAGCAUCAGCCCCCCCCCCCCCGCCCUUUUCUCCUCUCUCUCUCCCUGCCGCACCCUGUGUUGGGAGCUUGGAGGUUCAGAGGGAGGCAGGAGGGGAUCUGCAGCACCAGCCCCCCCCGCCCCCCCCUUUCUCCUCCACCCCUGCUGCGGGUGCAGCAGUGGGGGGAAGGGGAUCUGCAGCAGCAGUGGGGGGAGGGGAUUUGCAGCAUCAGCCCCCCCCCCCCCGCCCUUUUCUCCUCACUCUCUCCCUGCCGCACCCUGUGUUGGGAAGGGGGGGGAGCUUGGAGGUUCAGGGGGAGGCAGGAGGGGAUCUGCAGCACCAGCCCCCCCCGCCCCCCCCUUUCUCCUCCACCCCUGCUGCGGGUGCAGCAGUGGGGGGGAGGGGAUCUGCAGCAGCAGUGGGGGGAGGGGAUUUGCAGCAUCAGCCCCCCCCCCCCCCCCCCCCCCCUUUCUCCUCUCUCUCUCCCUGCCGCACCCUGUGUUGGGGAGGGGGGGGAGCUUGGAGGUUCAGAGGGAGGCAGGAGGGGAUCUGCAGCACCAGCCCCCCCCCGCCCCCCCCCCUUUCUCCUCCACCCCUGCUGCGGGUGCAGCAGUGGGGGGAGGGGAUCUGCAGCAGCAGUGGGGGGAGGGGAUUUGCAGCAUCAGCCCCCCCCCCCCCCCCGCCCUUUUCUCCUCUCUCUCUCCCUGCCGCACCCUGUGUUGGGAGCUUGGAGGUUCAGAGGGAGGCAGGAGGGGAUCUGCAGCACCAGCCCCCCCCGCCCCCCCCCCCUUUCUCCUCCACCCCUGCUGCGGGUGCAGCAGUGGGGGGAGGGGAUCUGCAGCAGCAGUGGGGGGAGGGGAUUUGCAGCAUCAGCCCCCCCCCCCCCGCCCUUUUCUCCUCUCUCUCUCCCUGCCGCACCCUGUGUUGGGAGCUUGGAGGUUCAGAGGGAGGCAGGAGGGGAUCUGCAGCAUCAGCCCCCCCCCCCCCCCCCUUCCCAGCCCACUUCUCCUCCAUCCCCCUGCUGCAGGUGCAGCGGUGGGGGGGAGGGGAUCUGCAGCCCUGUGCUGCCCUGCAGCCCUGCGCGACCUGCUGUCCUGCUGCCCUGCGCGCCCUGCGCGCACUGCAGCCCUGCGCGCCCCGCGCGCCCUGCUGCCCUGCAGCCCUGUGCGCCCUGCUGCCCUGCAGCCCUGUGCGCCCUGCUGCCCUGUUUGCCCCUUGCGCCCUGCUGUCCUGCUGCCCUGCGCGCCAUGCGCGCCCCGCGCGCCCUGCUGCCCUGCAGCCCUGUGCGCCCUGCUGCCCUGCUGCUGCCGCUACAGCCCUUGCUGUUGCCGCUACAGCCCUUGCUGCUGCCCUGCGCGCCCUGCAGCCCUGCUGCGCCCCGCGCGCCCUGCUGCCCUGUGCGCCCCGCGCGUCCUGCAGCCCUGCGCGCCCUGCGCGCCCUGCUGUCCUGCUGCCCUGCGCGCCCUGCGCGCACUGCAGCCCUGCGCGCCCCGCGCGCCCUGCUGCCCUGCAGCCCUGUGCGCCCUGCUGCCCUGUUUGCCCCGCGCGCCCUGCUGCCCUGCAGCCCUGUGCGCCCUGCUGCCCUGCUGCCCUGUGCGUCCCGCGCGCCCUGCAGCCCUGUGCGCCCCGCGCGCCCUGCAGCCCUGCGCGCCCCGCGCGCCCUGCUGCUCUGCAGCCCUGUGCGCCCUGCGCGCCCUGCAGCCCUGUGCGCCCCGCUGCCCUGCAGCCCUGUGCGCCCUGCUGCCCUGCUGCCCUGUGCGCCCCGCGCGCCCUGCAGCCCUGUGCGCCCUGCGCGCCCUGCUGCCCUGCUGCCCUCUGCCGCUGA
Molecule: messenger RNA, 1953 nt
Organism: Closterium sp. Naga37s-1
Lineage: Eukaryota; Viridiplantae; Streptophyta; Zygnematophyceae; Desmidiales; Closteriaceae
Source: the annotation of a GenBank genome assembly